This is a messenger RNA of Salvelinus namaycush (lake trout), 1120 nucleotides long. It is a transcript of the gene prtfdc1a, whose product is annotated as phosphoribosyl transferase domain containing 1a. The transcript is spliced from 9 exons. The record is from RefSeq and is a predicted model, not a curated record. The coding region runs from base 68 to 748 and encodes 226 amino acids. Gene Ontology annotation, molecular function: magnesium ion binding; hypoxanthine phosphoribosyltransferase activity. Lineage: Eukaryota; Metazoa; Chordata; Actinopteri; Salmoniformes; Salmonidae. Gene Ontology annotation, biological process: purine ribonucleoside salvage; hypoxanthine metabolic process; guanine salvage.
UGUUCGCUCCCCUUCAGUCUACUGACUGAAGUUUUACUUCAACUGUCUGUCAUCGCGGAAAAACAUCAUGGCAGAAUGCGUUCCAUCCAGAGCCACAGGAAUGGAAGGCGGAAUUGUGAUUAAAGAUGAUUGGCCCGGAUACAGUUUAGAGCUCUUCACUUAUCCAGAGCAUUACCGCGAAGAUAUAGAGAGUGUCUACAUUCCACAUGGGGUUAUCAUGGACAGGACGGAGCGCCUGGCCCGACACAUCAUGGAUGACAUUGGGGAUCAUGACAUGGUGGUGCUGUGUGUACUGAAGGGAGGGUACAAGUUCUGUUCCGACCUGGUGGAGUUCAUUAAGGUACAAUGCCGCAACUCCAACAAGCACCUGGAGACCAGAGUGGAGUUUAUUAGGCUUAAGAGCUACCUGAAUGACCAAUCAACAGAGGACCUGCACAUAAUAGGUAGUCAAGAUCUAUCUGUUCUACGAGGCAAGAAUGUCUUGAUUGUAGAGGCUAUAGUCGACACAGGAAAGACAAUGAAGGCCCUUCUGAAGCAUGUGGAGGCCUUUGAACCCAAGAUGGUAAAGGUCGCCGGUCUGCUGGUGAAAAGGGUCUCUAAUGUGGUUGGAAGCCUUCCAGACUAUGUGGGGUUUGAAAUUCCCAACCGUUUUGUCGUGGGCUAUGCUUUGGACUACAACGAGUAUUUCCGUGACCUGAAUCAUAUCUGUGUCAUAAGUGAGAUUGGAAAGGUGAAGUACAAGAUUUGAAGAGAAGUCGACACAUACAUGGGUUGUUCAGAGCUGCAGUGUUUUCAACAUGUGGCAGCAAGUGCCUUCCCUUCUCAUAUCUUCUUUCGUGCUCUGUUGAGGAUUAUUGUUGGUUUAUUCAUUUCAUAAGAAGAGACACACCUUGCAUGUGCUUUAUGCAAAAAAAUAUGAGAUCUGUGUUAAUCAUGUUACGUACAACCUUGAUUGCCAAAUUUUAAGAUAGUCACACUGAAUGUUUUUUGGAGUUUUUUUUUUUACAUAUGCUAUUGUUUUUGUAAACAUCAUAUUACAUUGUUGGCAGAAUAUGCUUUUACAUAAUAUGCAUUUAUAACUUUUUAUGUAAAAUACUAAUUUUGUCCCCAAUGAUCUAAU